UACUAUGCACGUCUCUCUCUCUCUCUCUCACACACACACACAAUCCACUUCUGUAAAACCUUUCUCCUUCCUCCUCCCUCUGUUUCUCUUUCAUAAACUCAAUCAAAAUCUCCUCUGAAGAAAGCACCAUAAUCGCUUAUAACCCUAAUGUAGUUCUGAUUUUUCUUUCAAGUUCUCCUUUUUUGUUUGAAAGAAAGUAUUCUCCAUUGAUCGUACUUGAAGAACGAGGAAGAAGGGGAAGCUGGGGAUCAAAGGCAUCUCUUUUCCUUUUUUUAUGUCAGGUGUAUCUAUGUUGAGGACGAGCGGUCCAAGAAGCUUUCUAGACCGAAGUCAAGAAGCGUGACGACCUGUUCAACUGCUGGAUGGUCUACUCGACUGGAGAGCGCGUGGACUGGCGAAGUUGUUUUUCUUGCUUCUUGGGCGUAUAGCUUCAAAUAUCAAUAACCCCUGAACGAGAAAGAACAGAAGGACGAAAAGGCAAAUACCACACCAACAGCCCACACAGGCGGCCCAAGCACCAGCACCCUUUCUUGUUGCUCAACUACAACUUACCACCUGUUUCUCCGGCGACUCUCCGCCAAAUUUCGCAUCAACUAUCUGUGUUGGGCUGCAAGUGGCCUUCAUUAUCGGAGCAAAUUAAAUGACAUCGUUGGUCAAUUCAACAAGUCUCAAACUUCCACUUCCUGAUGAUUCUAAAUCAAGGUUACUUACUGUAUUGUCCUUUGGCCAAUUCAUGCCCUUUAAGUUGGCUUUUUCUCAUGUGGAUCGGCAUAUCAAUGUCCACAAAUGCAAGAGAAUGGCAUGGCCACUUAGAAGUGCAGCUGAUGACAGUAGGCUAAAUUCUUCUCCUACUAGUGACUCCAGUGGUGGAACUAGGCUUAUUAGGACUAUACAAGCCAUUCAGUUCAAAAUAAUUGCAAGACUAAAGGAGUUAAGGAAAAAUUUGCCUGUGAAAUUGUUCGCCUUCUUAGUUGGUUUUUAUUGCGCCACUGCAUUUGCCACUGUAAUAGGGCAAACAGGUGAUUGGGAUGUGCUGUCUGCUGCUGUGACUGUGGCUGUAGUGGAAGGAAUUGGGGCUCUUAUGUACAAGGCCUCUCUUCCUUUAGUGGACAACAUAAGGAACUUAAUCAUCAUAUCUAAUUAUUGGAAGGCUGGGCUUUCACUUGGCCUUUUUCUGGAUUCCUUCAAGUACUAAAGAAGAUAAGUUUGUGGGUGAUGCAGAGCCGCUAUUUUCAGUUGCAUAUUCCCUGGCGAAACAGUAAAUCCUAAACCCUGAACAUGAAGGAUGAACUCAACAAGAAAAUCAAUGCCAUGUCGUGGCGGAUACAAUUACUCAGCAUCUACAGAGAGCAAUGGCCUUCAGGUUUGCUUCUUUGUUCUUUUCUUCCAAAUUCUUUUUUAAAAGUGCUACUUUUGGUGUUUGUUUAGUUGAAAAAUUGUUCAUCUUUUUCUCUUUUGGGAAAUUGGGAUGGAGGCAAACAUGUGUAAGAUUAUGAGGGAAGAAAAUUGCUUUUACUCUGAACUGAACUAUUUCGAACAUUCCUUCUACAAAUGGUAAUUCUAAGAUACCUGUCUUGCGUAGACAUCACACACUGUUUACCUUUUUCAUUCAUAUCACCAUUAAACAUGCAAUGAAUUUGAUAAUUAUAGCCAGAAGGAUGAACAUCAAUAAUGAUAGGCACUUGAAACACUGAAGGAGCAACCUUUUUAUCAACUAAGAGAGGACUUGUGAAGCCCCUCGUUUCAGAAGACUGGUCUUCCGCAACAAGCUUGUCAGCUUUUGGGUUAAGUGGUAGAAGGACACGGACCAACAUCAGAAUUCUAGACGGUCUUGCUUGUUGCAUGCUGUAGGAGCAAUCUGAAUGACAAAAGACAUCUCCAUUCUUCAAAGAUGAAAUGUUCUUCCCAACGCAGUCACUCAUAAAAUUACUGCUGAGUAGUGUGGAAAGGCAGAGAAAUAUGAAGAGAUGGAGGAGAUUCAUAUAGAAUUCUUGGUAGUACAAGCAACCCUGGUGUAUGGAUUAUUAGUAUGGAGAUGGGACUGAGAUAGAAACGAUGGGAAGAUGGUAGUGAUAUUUUUCCUAUUUUAUACCAUGCCGGGAAUUGAUGCUUGUUACAGUUUCAUUGUUUCUUGUUGAAAGAAGAGGAUGUAUGAUAAAAUGUCAUCAGCAAUACAUGAUUAACAGUUUAUUUUCCA
Molecule: messenger RNA, 2197 nt
Organism: Sesamum indicum (sesame)
Lineage: Eukaryota; Viridiplantae; Streptophyta; Magnoliopsida; Lamiales; Pedaliaceae
Product: YCF20-like protein (DUF565)
Source: RefSeq, a predicted model, not a curated record